GUAAAGAGGUUUGGUGACUCGUCAUUGUGCUGGAUGGCAGCUGUUUUCUGCGAGCAAAGCGAAGAUCAACAGGUGGAGGGAAGGAAGAUUUGACUUUUUUUUUGCAGUUUGUGGAUUUUUGCUUUUUUUAACCAAGAUUUUUAAGAAGACACUAAAACUCUGAAGACUUGCACACAUUUGAACAGACUAUGAAUGUGCUGUCAAACCCAGUGAUCAGGGCCCAGGAGCCAUCUCUGCCACUCUGUGGCCCCGGGUCCGUCCAGGACUUACCCCACUGCCCUCCCGGGUUCAACCUGAGCUCCCGCCUGAAUCCUGCUCCCAUGCUCGGCCUCCAGAGCAGCCAGAGACCAACCAAACCCCAGAGGGAGCUGAGCCCAGAGGAGCAGCAGGAGCUCCGGAGGAAGAUCAAUAGCAGGGAGAGGAAACGCAUGCAGGACUUGAACAUCGCCAUGGAUGCUCUGAGGGAGGUCAUGGUACCUUACGCCUCCUCGCCAUCCUCCGCCUCCUCCUCUCAGUCCCACCAGCCCGGUGCUCCUCCAGGCCGCAGGCUCUCCAAGAUCUCCACCCUGGUUCUGGCCAGGAACUACAUCCUCCUGCUGGGCUCGUCUCUGCAGGAGAUGCGGCGGCUGCUGGGGGAGGUCAGCGUCGGGAUGGGCGUGAACACAGGACCCGUCCCCCGGCUGCUGCUGGCAGGAGGGUGGCCCCUAAUCUCAGGCCCCAGUCAGCUCCUCCUCACCCAGGAGUCUCUCCUCACCUCAGCAGCAUCCUCCUCAUCUUCCUCCUCUGCUUCAUCGUCCUCUGCUGUUAAAUGUCCCCUGCUGUCCCCAGGGCCCAUGGAGGCCUCGCUGACUCCUGUUCAGUGGAGCUCUGCAGGGGCCUCAGGAGGGCCCCUGUGUCCCUGUGGAGUCUGCAGACUGCCCAGAUUUAGCCACUCCACUCCGGCUCCGAGAUUCCCAAAGUGACACCAUGAAGCUGAAGCUUAACGGACUUGAUGACUGUUACAUGUAUGCAACAUUUUUUAUAUGAAUCGUUAUUUUUCUAACAUUUUUAACAUGUUUAUAAUAACUUACUGCAAUAACUCACUUAUCGUUUAAGCUUUGUGAACCUAAUGGAUCUGUUCCGUCAUAGAUAAACCAGUUUCUUAAUGAAGUCGAGCUAAUAAUCUCAAUUGCAUUGUAUUUUUUUCUCUUAUGUUACAGAGAAAUAAUUGGUUGAUUCUUGUGUGCGAGUUGUUAUGACUGUAUGUGGUGUCUUUGAUUGCAUUAUUGUAGCAAUUUUAGGGGCCCAUAAGGACAGGGCCAACAUCAAGGACUAUAAAAAUGAAUAAAAGUUAUUUUUAAGAGCU
Plectropomus leopardus (leopard coralgrouper) is the source of this 1345-nucleotide messenger RNA. It is a transcript of the gene olig1, whose product is annotated as oligodendrocyte transcription factor 1. Gene Ontology annotation, cellular component: nucleus. Gene Ontology annotation, molecular function: protein dimerization activity; DNA-binding transcription factor activity, RNA polymerase II-specific; E-box binding. NCBI's taxonomy places the organism in Eukaryota, Metazoa, Chordata, Actinopteri, Perciformes, Serranidae. Gene Ontology annotation, biological process: sensory organ development; axon development; positive regulation of transcription by RNA polymerase II. The record is from RefSeq and is a predicted model, not a curated record.